This is a messenger RNA of Durio zibethinus, 708 nucleotides long. RefSeq lists its product as uncharacterized. Gene Ontology annotation, molecular function: nucleoside triphosphate diphosphatase activity. The record is from RefSeq and is a predicted model, not a curated record. Lineage: Eukaryota; Viridiplantae; Streptophyta; Magnoliopsida; Malvales; Malvaceae. Gene Ontology annotation, biological process: nucleoside triphosphate catabolic process.
UUUUCUGGUCUCCUCCCCUCUUCUUUUAUAUUUUUGGUUGUAGCCUCUUUCCAAGAACAUUGCACCUUACUCUUGUCUCUCAGUCUCUCCCACUGUCUCACUCAAUCUUCACCCAUCUUUUCUUUUUCCAUUUAGACAAAGGGUCUAACUAUCUAGAAAAGAUGACUCAGGAAGGUGCUCAAAGUGUGAGCCUUGAUCUUCUUAAGCAAAAAAUGGCCAACUUUGCCAAGGAAAGGGACUGGGAUAAGUUUCACAGCCCAAGAAAUCUCCUUUUGGCUCUGGUUGGUGAAGUGGGAGAACUCUCUGAGAUAUUUCAGUGGAAAGGAGAGGUCCCAAAAGGAUUGCCUGAUUGGAAAGAAGAGGAAAAAGUUCACCUGGGCGAAGAGCUUUCUGAUGUGCUACUCUACCUUGUCAGGCUCUCUGAUAUAUGUGGCAUUGAUCUGGGAAAAGCUGCUCUGCGCAAAGUUGAACUUAAUGCUAUCAAGUAUCCAGCCUCAAAGAAAUACACCAACAACAAUCAUGGCACUUCUAAGAGUGAUUGAUGAUCAAUUGAUGAACCAGAACCACCCAUAUAUGUUUCAAUGUGUACUUAAAUUUCUUGAGUUUGUGUACUUGUAUUUUGCUGGCUGCUUAGGGGGCAUGUUGUAGGGUUUUGGAUGACUUUGAGUAGGUCUCGGUUAGAAUAGAACUUGCAUUGCAUGGAGACAG